This is a messenger RNA of Closterium sp. Naga37s-1, 1341 nucleotides long. The record is from the annotation of a GenBank genome assembly. NCBI's taxonomy places the organism in Eukaryota, Viridiplantae, Streptophyta, Zygnematophyceae, Desmidiales, Closteriaceae.
AUGCGAAGACUCAUGUCAGGCGAAUGCGAGGGCGUCAAGUGCGGGUUACCCGACGUUGGCGUUGCCAAUUUCAGCAGCAGAGGCUCCAAUGUGGGAAACUCCGGAUGCGAAGGAAAUGAAGCUGAACAGAGCCCUGUCGCUGCCGCUGCUGAUGGUGCUUCUAGUGGUGUUGGUCUUGUUUCCAGCGUCAACACCGGUUCUGCUGUUGAUGCUGCUGCUGGUCCCGGUGCCGUUCCCGCCAUUUCACCCAGAGACCAAGUCAGGGCGCCAGAAGCGCCUCACGAGGGUUUUCUCUCGGCCAUGCUGUCGGAACGGUCCCGUUAUGGGCAACCUCUUUAUAACGAGGCGACAGCAUUGGCCGAAGCUGCUUCCCUCAUGCUUCACGGUCAUCUCUCGGUUCCGGGGCUGUUGGAGCGAGUCCUCGUUGCGCUCGCCGCGCACCCCGAUAUACAAGACAAAGUCGUACAGGAAAUCCGCGCUGUAGCGAAUGGCGGGUCGCCUACUGACGAGGAUUUGCAGAAGCUGGCCUUUCUGAACGCGGUUAUAUACGAGACGUCCCGCUUAAUGCCGUGUCAGCCUCUGGUCACUAGAUCCGCGCUCUCGGAAAAUAUACGUCUGCCUGUCUUUCCGUCACCCCAGCUUGGUAGCAGCAGCGACGGAGGGUUUCGUUCUGCUAGCGAGGGCUCUUCGCGUGGGGAAAUGCACGGGGAUGUCCAUGAAGGGGUGAAGAGCGGUGGGGAUGGUGACAACACGCGGUUUCUUUCGGUUCCGUCUGGGACCGUUUUGGCGCUGCCCAUGCAUCUCCUGCAAACGGACCCCUCGUUUUGGGGCGACGACGCGUUGGAGUUCCGCCCUGAGCGCUUCAUUCGGUUCCGCAGGCAGCAUGAGCGGAGCAACAGUGGUGAACAGGACGGGAAGGAAGGCAAGCGAGGGAGGGAAGGGAAGGAAGGCAAAAGAGGCAAGAGAGACAAGGGAGAAGAUGUAGAGCUGACGGGAGAGAGGGAAGGCGAGGAAAGGGAGCAGUGGAGGGAGGGGUUGCUUCCGGGGAGGGAUUAUGAGUGUGUGCCGCCAGAGCAGGGGGAGCGUUUCCUCGUGUUCGGAGGCGGGCCGCGGUCGUGCGUGGGGCUGCGAUUCUCCUUCAAGAUCGUGCGUGCAGUUGUGGCGUUGCUGCUUCACCAGUUUGAGAUCUCCCUGUCGCCUGACAUGCCCAACGCUUUCUCCUCUCAGCUGCACAGCCUCGCCCUCCACCUCUCUCCCUCCCCUAAAAUCUGCGUCUCCAUGCGCACGCCCAUCCCUACUACCAUGGACCCAUGCAACACUACUGCUCCUGCUGAUGGAUGA